Molecule: messenger RNA, 2278 nt
Organism: Triplophysa rosa
Lineage: Eukaryota; Metazoa; Chordata; Actinopteri; Cypriniformes; Nemacheilidae
Gene: ttc9b
Product: tetratricopeptide repeat domain 9B
Exons: 3
Coding region: 445-1182 (245 amino acids)
Molecular function (GO): protein binding
Source: RefSeq, a predicted model, not a curated record
AUCUUUUAAUAAUAAUGAGGUAAACACGCUUUUGCAUUUUUCAUUCAUUGCUUUUUUGGCUUUGGAGAUUUGCUACGCUUUAAUGUAAUCGUGAUCCAGUAGCAUUAUCAUCUCACGAUUAAUUAUUUCCCAUAAUGCCUCGCGUCAGGGCUCGCUGGCGCUGUCUGUGGUGCUGAAACUGCUCUCGCCGGCGGCAAGAGACACAGCAGAGGAAAUCUGAGCCUGCGUCCAGCAUCACCUCCAUGCAAAGGCGUUCCUUGCUGCUCGAUGGCUUAAAUCGAGGUAAACGAGAAAAAUCGGCAAACCUGCUUUAUCGUUUUAAUCUGUCAACACUAUAGCGGUUUACUUUCUUUGUUCCGUUUUUAGACGAGAGCCAUUAGUGUUGUGUUUAUUAAAGAUACUAUCUAGUUGUAUUUUUCGGCUUCCGUUCGCCUCGCGUCCUUUAUGCACAGCACGCUGCUCCAGCCUUUAAAGAGAACACAGGCAUCCGUGUCGAAACAGCAUGGCUACGUACAGUCGUGCGCACUGAACGAGAUGGAAGCGAAGCAGCACUCGAUCAAGAGCCUGAAGAGCUAUCCGGAGGCUGGGGGCCGGAGUCUAGCGGCGGCGGCGGGUGGGGACGGCGGAGGGUACCGUGUCGGCGGCGCGGAGAUGGAGAUGGAGGCGAAAAUACAGAAAGCGAUCGACUUUAAACUGGAGGGUCACCGUUGCUACAAGGAGAAGAAAUUCCGGGAAGCUAUUGGGAAGUACCACAGGGCGCUACUGCAAUUAAAAGGGAUCCAUGUCGUCGACGGGACCACCGGAUCCGAGGUGAACCUUCUGAACCAAGCGGCGGCUAAACUGACGGAAGAGCAGCGGAGAUCCGUGGAGAGCACCGAGAUCGAAUGCUAUGACAGUCUGACAGCUUGCUUGCUGCAGUCAGAACUGGUGAAUUAUGAGCGAGUUAAGGAAUACUGUUUGAAGGUACUGGGACACCAGCAGGAUCACUUCAAGGCCAUGUACCGUGCUGGGAUUGCCUUCUACCACCUGGGAGACUACGAGUGUGCCCUGCGUUACCUACGCGACGCUAAGUGCCGUGAACCCACAGACACAAACGUACUGCGAUACAUCCAACUGACGGAGAUGAAGAUGAGCAAGACCGGUCAGCAGGUGCGCGAGAGCGGGAAAGAGUCUUUGGGUUAACUCCGACCGCCCCCUGAUCCGCCCCCUUAUGCCACGCCCUAAUCCUUAUAGAAAAGCUCUCUUUCUGAGUCUCUCCCCUUUCCCACAAUGCCUCUCAUCCUUUUGGACAACCAGGAUACAUGUGCUGUAUCCCUCUCAGAAAGCAGACUCAAAAAGCAGGGCACAGCUACAGCACAGAUCCCACAACUGUCUUCUCUCGCUUUGAGGUAUCUCUGUCCCUUUAAAUCAAACUUCCCCGGUGCUUUUCAUUUCCCAGGUAUGGCGAAUCUGACUGACGAAUGAACAACACGCAAGAAAACAAAAGGGCGGAAAUGCUGUAUAAUAAUUAUAUAAACCAUGGGGGGGUCUGAUAUAACAGUUAAAUGAUCAAGUACGGAUAUCAAAAUGUGCAUAAUGUAUUUUAUAGAAUGAAAAAUAAUGUGGGAUGGUUGAAAUGAGAUGUGGUCCUGUUAGUUUUGAAUCUGUUUGGAAGAGAAAAGAGUGAAAGCACAUGUAUCAAACAUUGCUACUGAAAUGCAGAUGAUAAAGUUCAAUGAUUAGGAUCGUGACCACUGAACUCACUUUGAAGAGACACUUCUCUCGUUACACAUGAGAAAGUGAGAGGUCAAUGUAUCGGAACAAGAUCUUUAUUCACAUUCGCCUGCAAUGCCUGUUAUUUUCCGCUUCCUUCUUUUUCUCUCUCUUGAAUUUGGGCAUAUCUCGAAUCAAUUUCUAAACUAUUUCAAUUCAAGGGCUAAUUCAAGUGUUUGUAAUUCGUCCUUCAGUAUUGAUUUUGUUUUUCUCGGUUUGCUGAUCAAUGUUCAAUGGAAGUAGUUUAAGCAAGUUGUUAUCUUUCCCUUUCUUAAAGGAACAAAAUCCUCUGUACUGAUGUUAGCAGGUGUUUCGUGAACCAUGUCGUCCAUUUCUCCUGGCAUAUGUUGUAACAUUGAACUGUCUCAUAGCCCCCCUCCCCGUCAACCUGAUGAUGUCAUGAUGGUAAAGCAGCCUGCUGUUAUGUUAAUAACUAAUGGAGCCAUAUUGAAAACUCCCUGAUGUGUUUUAUAAAAAAAAUGGGAUCAACGCUAUCAGAAGCACUUGGUAAAGGUCUGACACGCGC